Molecule: messenger RNA, 387 nt
Organism: Suillus subaureus
Lineage: Eukaryota; Fungi; Basidiomycota; Agaricomycetes; Boletales; Suillaceae
Exons: 5
Coding region: 1-387 (128 amino acids)
Source: RefSeq, a predicted model, not a curated record
AUGAGUGGUGAUGAGAAUGAUCCUUCUCCUGGCAGUUCUUCGCCCAAAUGUGCUGGUUCAGCACUUUGCAUGGGCCCAUGCAAAAAGGUUAACUCAUCAAAUCCCCUUGUGCUUCAUGGUCGGCAUUUUGGGUGGACUGUAUCUGCACUGUGCAAUUAUCCUUCUCUCCUGACUGGAGGCAUACUCCAGCUAGAAGAAUUACAAGACUCUCCCAUAGAUGAUUACUCAGUGAACGUUCGGUGGGAACACAGGGUAUUCUUGGAACUUAUAGACUCCUACCCUGGUCUUUUAGAGUGUCUGACGGCUGGUGAGGAGGAGGAUAUCAUUCACAUCAGAGAAUUGAUGGGCAAAGGAGCAUCUGGACUUGAUUGGUCAAAUCCAGAGUAA